UGCCCAGACAUCCUCCUCUCACCGUUGUGGUUCGUUCCCCUCUCCUCCAGCAAAUCUGAGUUAUCGCAGCCUCUUCCUUGUCACUGCAAAAGAAGUUCAGGUUCUUCAUCUUCGAUGUUCCAUGGUGCAAAUGAGAAUAAAGCAGAUUGGAGAACCGAGAGUGGUUCUUCUCUAUCUCCUUGGCCAGAUUACCAACAAAAGAAGGCAAGGCUCCUUUUCAUGCAAGAGGGGCUAUGAGUCUUCUUGUAUGUCCAAGUUGAUGUAUCCCCACAAAGCAUGGUUAUUCGAGCAUUUUCUUCAUCCUUACCCCACAGACACGGAUAAACACAUGUUGGCAACACAGAGGUCUUUCGCGAAAGCAGGUGGAGGAUUAUUCCUUUCAAAUUCAUAAUUUUAUUUGUUGGUCUUCAAAUAUAUUCAGUUCAUUGAAUUUGUAAUCUACAAUGUUCAUAUGUUAGCUUUUUUGA
Messenger RNA from Arachis duranensis, 467 nucleotides. RefSeq names its product BEL1-like homeodomain protein 5. The transcript has 4 exons. Gene Ontology annotation, biological process: regulation of DNA-templated transcription. The record is from RefSeq and is a predicted model, not a curated record. NCBI's taxonomy places the organism in Eukaryota, Viridiplantae, Streptophyta, Magnoliopsida, Fabales, Fabaceae. The coding region runs from base 122 to 391 and encodes 89 amino acids. Gene Ontology annotation, molecular function: DNA binding.